This is a messenger RNA of Paramacrobiotus metropolitanus, 1822 nucleotides long. RefSeq lists its product as uncharacterized. Bases 27 to 1667 code for a protein of 546 amino acids. The record is from RefSeq and is a predicted model, not a curated record. NCBI's taxonomy places the organism in Eukaryota, Metazoa, Tardigrada, Eutardigrada, Parachela, Macrobiotidae. Gene Ontology annotation, molecular function: cysteine-type endopeptidase activity. The transcript is spliced from 10 exons. Gene Ontology annotation, cellular component: lysosome.
CAGCGCGAUAACUUUGUGCAUGCAAAAUGCAAUCGCAAGCUAGGGUGGUCCCGGUAUUACUUUUGUUGACUGCGUCCUGGGCAGACAAGCCGCAUCAUCCGCAACCCGGAACAAUCCCGCUAACACCAGAACAAUUAAAGCACCAGCCGAAAUUCACCGUUACUCACCAUCAUCGGGCUGUCGGUACGAUUCCGGAAUGCUUUGAUGCCCGGGAGAAAUGGUCGCAGUGUAAGAGCAUCUCGGAUAUUCGUGACCAAGGUCGUUGCAGCAGUUGUUGGGCUGUGGCAUCGGCCAGCGUGUUGUCCGACCGGAUUUGUAUUUCCGAAUUAGCGGCCGGUAAAGAACCCAGCCAGACGUACGUGUCGGCGUCGUAUGUCGCCAGCUGCAGUUUUGAACGCGCGAAGAAGAACGGUCAUGACAACUGUGUUACCGGAGGAACCCCGUCGAAUUUCUUUCGAUGGGCCGCCACCCGCGGCUAUAUAACCGGAGGCAGUUACAACAGCCGUGUGGGUUGUCAGCCCUACCCAGUUGUCCCAUUAAACCAGCAUGGGGCCAGCAACUUUACGUGCGCGCCCACCUGCACCAAUCCAGAUUACGACAGAAAGGCAAUUGUCGAAGACACUGCUUUCAUUGACAGUUUCUACGUAAGUCCUUUGGUGAACGCGUCUGGUCAAGAGGCCCGAACUCAGGAAAAGAUCGAUGCCCAAGUUCUCCGCAUACAAACAGACAUUUUAGCCAACGGCCCAGUUGUGGCUUCCAUAAACGUGUAUGAAAGUUUGUAUAAAUAUAAAUGGGACCCGGAAGCAGGUGCUUACCGAGGCGAACAUAACCAAAAGGUCAAACCAACAACCACAACCCACUCUGUCCGUAUCGUCGGUUGGUGCAAAGACGACAAUGGCGUUAAGUACUGGAAAAUUCUUAAUUCCUGGGGUAAAAAUUCCCGUGUGCCUGGUGGUGGUGAACUGAAGUUUGAGGUGGGGAAGAAUGUGGCCGAAAUCGAAGAGCGUAUUGAGGCACCGAUUGUUUCGAUCCCCAGCACGUGUGCACCGAUCUGUCAGUCCCGCAUUACACAGAUUAUCCGCCAAAAUCCCGCUGAUUUUACCUCACCGAUUUAUGCUUUCUACGGAAACUGCGUCAUUAAAAUCGGCGUGAACAACGGCGGUCAGAUAUCUCCAAUCGAUAAACCGCAAGCAAUCGGCAAGGUUUUCGUCGCCGCUCCCGCUGGACCAAUUGUAAAAUGGAAGACUAACGGCCGCCAAAAGGGCGAAUUCUUGAUUAUUAAUCCGUUCGGUCAAGCAGGGGUGUGCACCCCGGUGAACAGUUCAUCCAAAUUCGACUGUUUUGCCGGCACAACGACCGGCAACGCAACAGCCUCCACCGUGGUGGACGAGGAUUACUGGGAACUAAAGUCAUCGCAACUGAACAGCAUCUUCGUACGUUCCUCCGAUUUCACUGAGUAUCGUCUGAACAUUGGCAAAAGACUGGCCAACCGGUUCACUGUUGUUGACACCAUGCUAAAUAUUGACGGCCGUACGAUUCUAGUUUGUGGUUUGGAUAAACAAGGAGAACCAGCGUGCUCGACCAUGAAUGUAGCCGAUAAAAAGAUGCCCGUGUCUCCAUCCAAGCCUUUGUCAUCGGUCUUUGCAUCCUGUCAACCGCAACCUUAAAGACUAGCGAAUCCUAUCAUAAUCAGUUUCUCUUGAGCAAUAAAGACAGAUUGGUAUAAUUAUUAAAUGGAGCAGUUGUUUCGUCAAACUUAUGGUCGAACGGCCUCGUAUGCCGCCGCUGUCUCUUUGACGGAUCGAGGGAAAAUGUACUAAUA